GCCCACCUGAUGACCCCAGUGAAGCGUUUACCCCUUACCCCUGCUCAAGGAAUGAUUGCCGAUUAUAACACAGGAUUGUAAAACCAAGUCCUCUGAGCUUGACUGUAGCUGUUGCCUACCUUGCCUAUAACCAGAACAUGUGAAGACUAAAUAAAGCCAGACAGGGUGUUGGUUCGAUCGAUAUCUCAGCUAGCAACUAUUCAGGUCUGGUGUUUGUCAUUGAAACAUCGUGGUGAGCACAACAUGCUGGAAGCUACGUAGUGACCGUCUACAGAGAACUGUAAGUUUUAAAAACCUUUGUGUUUGCUGUCAAGAAAGGAAGGAGAAAGCUGACAUGUUAAUUAGCUUGUCGUUAGCUCAGCAAAUAUGUUAACGUCCGUUGCCUGUUCGUGCGUGCGAAACGGGAGGAAAAUAACGGCCCCCGUUGCUAAGUUGUCCCUGUUUCCAACGGUUAAAACGUCACCCAGCGGACUGAAGUUGACAGGGGUACAACAUUUGUCACAACACCGCCCCGCCAGACUCCUCACGGCGCCUCCCUGGCAGCUUCCAACGGGGCUAACUGUCAGAUCCGUGUCCCUGUCAGCCUCCUCCCGAGGGGAUGCGGACCCUCGGGGCUCCCCCUCAGUCCCUGCAGACGGAGAGGACUUCGGCUCUCUGUCCGCCGACAUGUCCUCCAGGAGGUCGUUCAGGAAAAGCAGCCCGUACACCCAGGAUUUGCGAUACCGAGAGGACGAGGCAGCCGCCGCCGGGGAAGAGGAAGAGGAGGAGAGCCCGGUGAAGCCUCGCAGGUGGACCGGGAGGAGAAACACACCUUACUGGUACUUCUUACAGUGCAAGAAGCUGAUUAAAGACAACAAGCUGCAGGAGGCUUUGGAUUUGUUCAGCAGAGACAUGCUGCAGGGAGAGAGGCUGCAGCCGGAGGAGUGCAACUACAGUGUCCUGAUAGGAGGCUGUGCUCGAGCUGGACAACUCAAAAAGGCCUUUAAACUCUACAAUGAUAUGAAGAAACGAGGUCUAGAUGCUACGGAUGCUACGUACACCGCGCUGUUUAACGCCUGCGCUGAGUCGCCAUCAAAACAAGUCGGUCUUCAGCAGGCUCUGAAGUUGGAACAAGAACUCCGUCGUAAAAACUACCCCCUCAGCACCAUCACGUACCACGCCCUUCUGAAGACGCACGCCAUCACCAACCACCUUCAAGCCUGUCUGCACACGUUCAGGGAGAUGCUGCAGAACGGCCACGCUGUAACUCAGGAGACGUUUCACUACCUGCUGAUGGGCUGUCUGAAGGACAAAGAAGUAGGAUUCAGACUGGCUUUACAGGUUUGGCGCCAGAUGUUGAAGUCAGGGAUUCUUCCAGACUCUAAGAACUACAACCUACUCUUGCGAACCGCGAGGGAUUGUGGGAUUGGAGAUCCUGCCCUGGCCACUGGUGUUCUGCUGAGGACUGACUGGGAGUGUCGGAAAGAGAGGGAACACGUGUCACGUGUCAAGUCAGACUCCAGACACAAAGAUCUAAUAGAUAUUGACUUUUUGGAGAGGCAGUUGUUUAUCCAACCGGAUUCACAUGGUGACAGUCAGAAGGGCAGCAGAGACAGUGAGGAGGAGUCCCAUAGCAGACAAGACUCAACCCACUUGAUACCAGUCAGACAAAGAGAAAACGUCUCGCUACCUGUUAACUUAGCAGAUGCUUCUACAGCCCCGAACCUACUGGACCUUUUUGAGGGAAAAAGCGUUGGUGUGAUCUCCUUAGGCGCAGUUGAUCGAGCAUCCGAUAGACUCGCUCUGAUCGGAGGAGGUCAAGGUUUCCUGGAGAAGAUGGCAGCCAAAGGACUCAAUCCAGACCUCAGAACUCUCACCCUGUUGGCCGAUACGAUGGAGCCAAGCUAUCAGUCUUUACAGAUGCUGUUGAAGGUCGCCAAGCAGCAUCAGGUGAAGCUUGACAUCGCGUUCUUUAACUCUGUGAUUCGCCGAGCAGCCAGAGCCGGUGACCUGGAUGGAGCAAAGUCCGUGUUGAGCGUGAUGCGACAACGCAACGUCAGUGUGGAUGUACAGACGUUUGGGAGCCUCGCACUGGGCUGCGAGCGACAGAAAGAUGGUCUGCAGCUGCUGAAAGACAUGGAGGAGGCGGGAUUAAGGCCUAACGUCCAGGUGUUUUCUGCCCUCAUUGGCCGAGCAAUUCGUCGACUGGAUUACGUCUACCUUAAAACAAUCCUCAAAAGCAUGAGCGACAUGAAGGUGUGGCCCAAUGAGGUCAUCAUCAGACAGCUGGAGUUUGCUACUCAAUAUCCUCCCAACUAUAACCAGUACAAGUCCAGAAACAACUAUCUCGUUCACAUUAAUGGUUUUCGAGGUUACUACCAGCAGUGGCUGAGAGCCAUGCCUGCCCAGAGCGCUGAAGACGAGCAGGAAGCAGAGCUGCAGGCUGAGAUGGAUCCUGCUGUGUUGAAAACAGAAGCUGCAGAUGGAUUGACAGAAGCCCAGAGGAACCAGAGAGCAGCAGCGAGGAGAUAUCGUUCUCGUAACAAGGACAAGACGAGCAGCUCUGUAUCAGCUCUCUAACUGAACUGACAAUAGUUUUUCUGAUACUCUGUUUGUCUGCGUUCGGCUGUGUAACCCCGGAUGAACUUUGGGUCAAAGUCAUGGACCUUCUGACAGUUAAUUUAUUGCAGUCCCAUUGUUAUUGUAACUAAUAUCAAAGUCAAUUCUAAGUUUAAGUACACGAGUCUUGAGACAUUAAACUUCAUCUUGGCAUUGUA
This is a messenger RNA of Thunnus maccoyii (southern bluefin tuna), 2756 nucleotides long. RefSeq names its product pentatricopeptide repeat domain 1 (gene ptcd1). The record is from RefSeq and is a predicted model, not a curated record. Gene Ontology annotation, biological process: tRNA 3'-end processing. Gene Ontology annotation, molecular function: protein binding; tRNA binding. Gene Ontology annotation, cellular component: mitochondrial matrix. NCBI's taxonomy places the organism in Eukaryota, Metazoa, Chordata, Actinopteri, Scombriformes, Scombridae. Bases 367 to 2559 code for a protein of 730 amino acids. The transcript is spliced from 8 exons.